This is a messenger RNA of Prorocentrum cordatum, 822 nucleotides long. The record is from the annotation of a GenBank genome assembly. Lineage: Eukaryota; Dinophyceae; Prorocentrales; Prorocentraceae.
GCACUGGGCAGAUGGACCUUGGACAGCGCCGAGGGCAGCGGGAAGGAAACGGACAGGAAGGGGCCCAACGGCUCCGUGAGGGUUCUCAUCGGGGUGGAGGACUUCGUCCUCUCAUAUGAUCAAAGUAGGACCGCGAACAAAUUGGAGAUGUGGGGCAAGGACGUGGCCAGGCCCACGGAGGAGCGGCUGCAGCGCUACGAGGGUGAGCUGGAGGACGUGGACACCUGGAGCUCGUCCCUGCACGCGAACACGAUGGGCUCGGCCGCUGCGGACUCGAUCCUCCGCGGCGGGCGAUCGCGGCCGCCGACGCCCCCUGUUCCAGACCAGGACCCGAGCGGCAGAUCGGAUUGCAGAGGGAGGUCCAGGAGUAGGUCGGAUGUCAGGUCCAGGUAUCAGCCGAGCCCGCCCGCGUCCACGAUCGGCGAUGACAGGUCGUACCGUGGCAAGGACAAGUCUGGUGGCAAGAGGAAGCGCAAGGCCAAGGGCAAGAGCUUCGCGGACAUCGCCGCCACCACAUUCGCGAAGUUCCAGCGGAAGCUGUCCAAGAUGGGCGGCGAUUGGGCGGCGAUGAUUGACCAGUCGAGCCAGAUCAUGAAGGACGCCAUGCCAGAGAUGGCGAGCGCAGGCGUUGCAUUGCUGGUGCAGAACCUGGUGUACAAAGGUACGGUGUGCCAGGCCGUGUUCUCGGAGGCGGGCAAGCGGAUCUUCUACCCCUCCCUGGGCGAGGUGAUGGGCGCGUCCGAGUCCCAGGGGAUGGCCGACUUGACCGAGUUGACCGCCCGCAGGUUCGAUGCCGACGCGGGGAAAGCAGAGCAGAUCAAG